Molecule: messenger RNA, 1638 nt
Organism: Schistocerca gregaria
Lineage: Eukaryota; Metazoa; Arthropoda; Insecta; Orthoptera; Acrididae
Product: myrosinase 1-like
Exons: 11
Coding region: 1-1488 (495 amino acids)
Biological process (GO): carbohydrate metabolic process
Molecular function (GO): beta-glucosidase activity
Source: RefSeq, a predicted model, not a curated record
AUGGCGAGAGGUCUAGCAAUUUUAGUGUCCACGGUGACAGUAAUCCACCUGGUCAGAGCUGCGUCUAACAGCUCUAUCAACCAGUUUCCCGAUGGCUUCCUGUUGGGAGCUGCUACCGCCGCCUAUCAAAUUGAGGGCGCCUGGAACGAGGAUGGUAAAGGCGAAAACAUUUGGGACCACAUGUUCCACGAGCAUCCGGAGUACACGAACAACGGUGCUAAUGGUGACGUAGCUUGUGACUCGUACCACAAGUAUGCAGAAGACGUCGAGGCUCUUAAAAGUAUCGGGGCGGGAGUGUAUCGCUUCUCCAUCGCGUGGUCGAGGAUUUUACCAACAGGAGACCUGGACGUAAUCAACCAAGCCGGCAUCGAUUAUUAUAACAACCUCAUCAAUCUGCUCCUCGAGAACGGCAUCGAACCAAUGGUGACGAUGUACCACUGGGACCUACCGCAAGCUUUGCAGUAUAUCGGCGGCUGGCCAAACCCACUGAUUGCAGACUACUUCGUCGAAUACGCCAGGAUACUUUUCGAGAAUUUUGGUGACAGGGUGAAGUGGUGGAUCACGUUCAACGAGCCAUCAGUGUUCACGAGCGGCUACUCGAGCGUGGGCUAUCAGGCGCCCUCUCAGUACGCCCCAGGCAUCGGCAACUACCUUGCAGCACACACUCUCAUCCGCGCCCACGGGAAAGUCUACCGCCUGUACGACCAGGAGUUCCGCGCCACGCAGAAUGGCAGAGUGGGCAUUACCCUCAGUACCGACUGGUACGAGCCGGCGGAAGACACGGAAGCUUGUGUGGACGCGCAGAGGAGAAUGUUCGAAUUCCAGUUGGGGCUGUACGCACACCCUAUCUUCGUGGACGGCGACUAUCCGGCUGUGGUGCGGGAGCGUGUGGACAACAACAGCAGAGCCGAGGGGCGACCCAGGUCACGCCUGCCCAGCUUCACAGAGGAGGAGAAGCAGGAAAUCAGAGGUUCGUCGGACUUCUUUGGACUGAACGUGUACACGACAUCCCUUGUCAUGCCUGGAGAAUCGGGUACCUCACCUUCGUUGGAACUCGACAGUGGAGUCAUCAGGUUCUACAAUGAGUCGUGGCCAGUGAGCGCUGCAAUUUGGCUCAGGGUGGUACCAUGGGGAUUUCGGAAGUUGCUGAACUGGGUGGCCACAGAGUACGAGGGAUACCCCAUCAUUGUAACGGAGAAUGGUUACGCCGACACCGGAGAACUCGAUGACCAAGGGCGCAUCAGCUACUAUGGAAGUUACCUGGCUGAAAUGCUUAAAGCUAUCAACGAAGAUGGAGUGAAUGUCUUUGGUUACAUGGCGUGGAGCAUCAUCGACAACAUAGAAUGGGCUUCUGGAUAUGCGGUGAGGUUUGGCCUCUACCAGGUGGACUUCAACAGCACAGACCGGACGAGGACCCCCAAGGCGUCGGCGAGUUUUAUGGGAGACAUUUACAGAAACAGGACUGUCCCUGAGGAGUACUUCCAGUAGCCGUUGAUGUUUUACGAUGAGCUCUGUAUUGUGUCACCUGUCAUCUGCAUAAUAAGUAUUCGAAGAAACUACUGAUAUAAUCUGAUUUUCUUUCUUGACAUAAAUUCACUUUAUUUGUAUACAAUCCUAGCUAACAGAACCAUCAGCAUA